CUCAAUGUUCUUGCUAUUUAUUCACAGAUGACAUUGGCACAAAACGACUUUUGUACAUUGGAUACAUCUGGAAUAUUUACCAUGUUUUCUUGAAGACGAAAUGAAAACAUUGAAUUACUGUGAAAUAUUUGCCCUGAGCAACAAUUCAUAGCAACAUUUCUCCAUCUCCUUACCUGGUGCUUUUGCAUUCUAAUUAAACUUGAAUAUAUUUACAAAGGAGUUUGCAGCCUCUUUAGAUAUCAAUAAAAGAGCAGUGGAAAUACUUCUAAGAAAUAAACUAUAACAAGAAGAAGAAGAAGGAAAUUACAUGCUGAGGUGAGAGAAGAAAGAUAAGGGGAAAAUUUAAUACUGUGAGAAACUUUAACGGUUGGGUCUAUUUUGUCUCUUGGAGAAAUGUCAAAAGAAUUAGGGAAAUCACGAUAUUCUUGUGAAAUCUGUGGUAAGUCAUUCUCUGUAUGUAGUAAUGUGAUUAAACACAUUCGUGUUCAUACAGGUGAGAAGCCAUUUCACUGUGAUACCUGUGGUAAAUCAUUCUCUCAAAACAAUCACUUAACUAAACAUAAACGUGUUCAUACAGGUGAGAGACCAUUUCACUGUGAAAUCUGCGGUAAAGCAUUCUCUCAGACCAGUGACUUAACGAACCACAAACGUAUUCAUACAGGUGAGAAGCCAUAUCACUGUGUUACCUGUGGGAAAUCAUUCUCUCAAAACAGUGCUUUAACUAAACACAAACGUAUUCAUACGGGAGAGAAACCCUAUCACUGUGAUGUCUGUGGCAAGGCAUUCUCUGCAAAUAGUAACUUAACCAGUCACAAGCAUAUUCAUACAGGGGAGAGACCAUAUCAUUGUGACAUCUGUGGUAAAUCCUUUUCUGCAAGUAGUACAUUAAGUACACACAAACGCUUUCAUUCAGGAGAUAGACAAAACUACUGUGAUAUCUGUGGUAAAUCAUUCUUUGGAAUUAGUGACUUGACUAAACACAAACGUACUCAUUCUGGGGAGAAACCAUAUCAUUGUGUUAUCUGUGGUAAAUCAUUCUCUGCAAACAGUACCUUAACUCAGCACAAACGUGUUCAUACAGGGGAGAAGCCAUAUCACUGUGAUAUUUGCGGUCUCUCAUUCUCUCAAAAUAGUCACCUAACUAAACACAAAUUUAUACAUACAGGAGAGAAACCAUAACACUGUGAUAUCCGUUGGAAAUCAUUCUCUGUGUGGAAGGGCUUAACUAGUGACAAACAUAUUCAAAAGACAAGGAAAUCUUGUUCCUUACACUAUCAACAAGAAGCACAAGUUUGCGGAUAAACCAUUUCUCGAAUCUAGGAAGUGUUUCAUGAAAAAGUAUCAACCUAGGGGCCUUACCAAGGAAGAGAAGCUGGAUAUUCUCUGUGUAGAAGUGAAAUUUUAUCAUAAACAUGUGGUGCUGCACAGUAAUAAGAGACCUGGGUGAAUGAAGAAGAAUGCAAAUGCCAUGAAUUGUAUUAUGAAUGCCCUCGAUUGAUGCAAGAAGCUCUGCAAUGACAUCUGGACCCAAUUUGUUGAGACUGGAGAAGUUUCAGAGCAGAAGUUGACUGGAAAUGGAAAUCCAAAAUCUUCAGUAAAUCCUGAUCUUCAUCUAAAUCUUAAUUUGGUGAUUCAAUCCUGUUGCUCUUUAAAUAUUUACAGAGAUUUUUUUUCUCUGAAGGAUAUAUAUAUAUAUAUAUAUGUAUAUAUAUGUGUGUGUAAAAGUAAAAAAAUAUACAAACUGGGACAAGAACGUGAAACAUUUAGAA
Octopus sinensis (East Asian common octopus) is the source of this 1769-nucleotide messenger RNA. RefSeq names its product zinc finger protein 681-like. Lineage: Eukaryota; Metazoa; Mollusca; Cephalopoda; Octopoda; Octopodidae. The transcript is spliced from 3 exons. The coding region runs from base 394 to 1179 and encodes 261 amino acids. Gene Ontology annotation, molecular function: RNA polymerase II cis-regulatory region sequence-specific DNA binding; DNA-binding transcription factor activity, RNA polymerase II-specific. The record is from RefSeq and is a predicted model, not a curated record. Gene Ontology annotation, biological process: regulation of transcription by RNA polymerase II.